Messenger RNA from Microplitis demolitor, 1162 nucleotides. RefSeq names its product uridine-cytidine kinase (gene Uck). Bases 134 to 964 code for a protein of 276 amino acids. Lineage: Eukaryota; Metazoa; Arthropoda; Insecta; Hymenoptera; Braconidae. Gene Ontology annotation, cellular component: cytosol; cytoplasm. The record is from RefSeq and is a predicted model, not a curated record. Gene Ontology annotation, molecular function: kinase activity; ATP binding. The transcript has 4 exons.
CAUUGAAAAGCAAUAAGUAAUACCUAGGGUAAAUAAAAAAAGGUUAAUGAGGUUAUUCACUGAAGCAAAAAGAACGUGCAAUUAAGUAUUAAUAUUAAAUAUAUAAUUAUAAAAAUAAGUGUUGUUUAAAAAUAUGGCUGAUGUACCAAUAAUUGAUUUGGGUUCGAUGACACGUAAAAUGUCAUACGGUUUCAACAAUCGGUUCAAUGGAGUCGAAGGUAAAACUCCAUUUCUUAUCGGAGUGUCUGGUGGAACUGCUAGCGGCAAGUCGACGGUCUGCAAGAGAAUAAUGGAAAAGUUGGGCCAAGUGGACAUGGAUCACACGGAGCGGCAAGUCGUUUGUAUUUCCCAGGAUUCAUUUUAUCGGGACCUUACUCCUGCUGAAAAAGUAAAGGCCGAGAAAGGACAAUUCAACUUUGAUCAUCCCGAUGCCUUUGACAAUGAUCUCAUUCUGUCGACUCUCCAAGAUAUUCUUGCUGGAGUAAAGUGCGAAGUUGCUACUUAUGAUUAUAGGACCAAUAGCUUACUGAGAGACCAGACGACAACAAUUUAUCCCGCAGACGUCGUUUUAUUUGAAGGAAUUCUCGUGUUCUACUUUCCCAAAAUUCGUGAUCUUUUUCACAUGAAGCUUUUUGUUGACACAGACUCAGAUACACGACUUGCACGUCGCGUUCCUCGGGAUAUUAAUGAACGUGGUCGUGAUCUUGAGUACGUGUUGAACCAGUACAUGAAUUUUGUAAAACCAGCCUUCGAAGAAUUUUGUCUGCCCACUAAAAAAUUUGCUGACGUUAUUAUUCCUCGCGGUGCUGACAAUACAGUGGCGAUAGACCUUAUCGUGCACCACAUCUGGGACAUUUUGCAUUCAAAAAAAAUGAAUGGAGCUGAAAUGGCACCAGUGCCCGGGCAGCAUCCAUAUCUUCAUCGUAGGCGCAUUUCUACAUCAUCAGACACCCUCAGCAGAUGAUUUAUUUUAUUAUUAUUUUAUAUUAUAUCAUAAAUUUAAACAGAAACGGCAUGUCAUUUCAUCGCAUCCAUCAUUUAAAUUUUCUUUACAAUAUUUGUAAUUUUUAAUAAUAAUAAUAAUAAUAAUUAUUUAUUAUUACUGGUGGUAACAUUUAUAAUUAUGUACAGUUCACAGUAAUAAAACGUAUAAAAAACAUUA